Lichtheimia ornata is the source of this 2550-nucleotide messenger RNA. RefSeq lists its product as uncharacterized. The coding region runs from base 1 to 2550 and encodes 849 amino acids. The transcript is spliced from 4 exons. Gene Ontology annotation, molecular function: RNA polymerase II cis-regulatory region sequence-specific DNA binding; zinc ion binding; DNA-binding transcription factor activity, RNA polymerase II-specific. Lineage: Eukaryota; Fungi; Mucoromycota; Mucoromycetes; Mucorales; Lichtheimiaceae. Gene Ontology annotation, biological process: positive regulation of transcription by RNA polymerase II; negative regulation of transcription by RNA polymerase II. The record is from RefSeq and is a predicted model, not a curated record.
AUGGCGCCGCUUGCUCUAAAGAUCAAGGGCAACAAGUCAUUCUCGCCUUUUGCGAACUUAGAUUCCGAAGAAGACCUUUCAAAGACCUGGAGAGUAUGCACCAAAGUCAAAGACUCGCUCGAAAAUGGCUCUCGAUUGGAAAAUCUCUCAUGGCGUCUUUGGUUCAGACACCAUUUGCUUACCGAACGUUCCAAUGCACCCUUUCGUAAACUUUCUCGCACGACCGCUCGACAACUGGAUCAUCAGAAUUCGAAAUUGACGCCGUUGAAGGAUAGUAACACCACCACCAGCAAACGAGUCAAUCGUAAGGAUGACAAGCCUGAAGCUCAAGCUCCAUCUUGCAAAGUGCAGGAGACACAGGAACACUUGCAACAAGAAAAAGAACAGCAACCUCCUCCACCAGCACCAAUGGCUGUAUCAAUACCACAUGAUCAGCAGCAACCAGCACAGCAACCAGCACAGCAACCAACGCAGCAACCACAGCCAGCACAGCAACCACAGCAACAACCACCACAACCACCACCACCAGCACAGCAACAACCAGAGCCAUCUUGGAGCGCACAGGGACCUAGUCCAAUGACAAUGGAUGAUAGCAACAAUGCACUUUUACAGUCGCAACAACAGCAACAACAAUUACAAGGGAUUCAAAUGGCAUCCUCAGCCGCUAUCCAAAUACCUGAGCUAGGAGGUUAUGAUAGUGCCAGUAACCAGCAACAGCAGCAGCAACCACAAACCUUUGUACUUCACCAAUUUACAUCUGAUCAGGCCAGCGAUCAAAUUGUGGAAUUGGAUGAUAUCUUUGGAUCGCUUGGGAAUUUUCAGAAUUUCUUACCCAACAACAACGCUGCCGAUAACGGAUCUGGUAUCUCAGCACUUGCUCAAGCUAUUGCUCAUGGCAAUAAUCCAACACCAUCUUCAUCUGGUUUCAGCGCCCAAUGGACAUUUGAUAGUUUUGAUUCACCGGUCGAUAUUUAUUUUCCAUCUCCCGUUCCUCCAUCGUUGCCACAAUCUCAACAACAGCAACAACCACAACAACAGCAACCACAACAACAACAGCCAUCUCAAACAUCCAUGCAAUCAACCAAUACUACACAACAACAACAACAGCAACCAAUGAUGAUGGAUAAUUCGUCAUUUGCUAUGCAACAGCAGCAACAACAGCAGCAACAACAUCUUUCAUUUUCAGUUCCGACUAGUCCCGUUAUGGGAACCAACCGACAGCAUCAUCAGCAACAGCAGCAACAAUCACUCCCCAUCGCUCAUGGAAUGCUGAAACAAGGCACGUUUGGAUAUGUAAAUGGAAUGGGUGAUAAUCAGGCAUCCUCUUCAAUGCCACCACCACCACCAUCAGGUACUGCCAGACUUAUGAGCAUGCCAGGAUCAGUAGCUGGGUCACCUACUCAUUUGUAUCAUCAACCUCCUGCAAAUGAAUAUACACCUACUAUGUCUACUUCAGCAUCUACUGCAUCUUCUUCAGUAGCAAGUUCUACAGCAUCGCCUCCCACCAUGGCCAAUCCAAUGACGACUACUACUACUACCACAACCACCACUACUACGCCUUGUGAGACGAAUUUAGCACUCUCUUAUCCACCCAAUCAUGCUGAUAUGCAAGCUGAGCAACAUCCACAAACAACAAUGACAGUACACACUCCACCACCAUCAGCAUCAUCUUCAUCGGUUACAACCCCUACAACGACCAUGCCAUCUGCCAAUGAAAUGGUCUCAGCACCUACACAUGCACCACCACCACCACCCAAACCAAAAAAGCCAACGGCUGCAGCUACGAGUAGUGAUGGCAGUGGUGGAAAACCAAUUUGCAGCAACUGUGGUGCAACAUCCACUCCAUUAUGGCGACGAUCCGCCAAUGAUGAAUUAUUAUGCAAUGCUUGUGGUCUAUAUCAAAAGCUACACAAUGCUCCUCGACCCAAGACACUCAAGCCCAACAAUGGACGUAAGGAUUUACGAGAAGAGGAGGCUGCACAACUUGUUUGUUCCAAUUGCUCUACUACCACUACACCCUUAUGGCGACGUGACGAGGCAGGUUCCCCGUUAUGUAAUGCUUGUGGUUUAUACUUAAAGUUACAUCAUGAACGUCGACCGCUUUCGAUGAAGACAGAUAUUAUCAAGAAGCGUCAGCGAUAUGAAAGUGGUAGCAACGCCAAUGGUACACGUAAACCUGUCAACAAAAAAAUCAAGAGUGAUCAAUCGCCUAUAGCAACCGAGUCAUCAUCUACUCCUACUACUACCACCACCGCUACUACUCCUACUUCGACUACACCUGGCAUUUCUAUACCGCAAAAUAUUGCAUCAUCUUCAUCCAACCAGCAACAACAACAACAACGGCAGCCCAUCUUUUUGAACAAUAGUCAAUACACCAUGGGUGGUCAACCUGCUGCUGCUGCUACCAACAGCGCUCCUAGCACGCCUACUUCCACGACCCCUACCGCCACGCCUACCUUUGUGUACGUCACCCAACAACAACAGCAGCAGCAGCAACAACAGCAACAACAACAGCAACCAUCUAUUUCCAUGCAAUCCCAGUUUUAUUAG